Molecule: messenger RNA, 2312 nt
Organism: Photinus pyralis (common eastern firefly)
Lineage: Eukaryota; Metazoa; Arthropoda; Insecta; Coleoptera; Lampyridae
Product: WD repeat-containing protein 78-like
Exons: 4
Coding region: 123-2312 (729 amino acids)
Biological process (GO): cilium movement
Cellular component (GO): axonemal dynein complex
Molecular function (GO): dynein heavy chain binding; dynein light chain binding
Source: RefSeq, a predicted model, not a curated record
UAUAAACGUUUGUCUUACGAUUGACGCAAAUAAUUAAAAAUAACAAAUGCAUUGUAUUUGUUUGUAUAUUCAAAUCAAUUUUGACAUUUACUUUAUGAUAGCUACCGUAAAUUUUGCUAGAAAUGAAUAAAAAUAGUAAACCGCAUACGAGCGACAAACUUCAGUUGAAAAAGGCUCCAAAGGCACCGAUUAGAUCCGUACUUGCGAAGAGGCUAACUGGAGCCGUAAAAGUUCUUCUCGAUGGAGAAGACGUCACGCCUGAACCAUUAAAUCCAGCUCUCAAUGAGGCAACAAAAGGCGGCACGGAAAUUGUCACGAGUAUUAGAAAGUUGGAUAAGAAUAAAAGCCUAACUGCUGAUGCGAAACUCUUUACUGAAUCCACAACGCGCUUUCACAGUGAACUACAUAAACAGCAAGUGUUCGCUGAUACGGUAUUUCGACAAAGCUACCACACGGCAAGUCUGGUCGAUAAUAUUGUUAUCGAGCCAGAAAGAAAGCUCACUUUAUCAACAGACAGCUCUUCAAAACAGGACGUAGCUAUAGACGUGGCUGCCGUUCAAACUGCGUUCGUGAAAAUGCCAUCUCACAUUAGCCUAUUGCUCAAAGAAACACCAACGUAUUUUCUUUUGGAAUUGCCUAGUAAAACUGUUGAUAAGGAUUCGGAAGAGGCGGCACAAGUUGAAAUAGAAAACAGCACAUACGAGUAUCUGACGGUAGGAAAAGGAAGGAAUCGAAAGGUGGUAAACGCCGAAGUGCAAACUGUACAAAUUUUAAAGAAAACUCGAACAACGGAAGCAGAGGAAGUCAAACGUAAACACAAUGAAGCGUUCGCGUCAGAGUGGGACAUGUAUGAUUCAUAUGGAGGUGCGCAACAAAAACUGAAGCAGCGAGAGGAUGACGAGAUUGCAGACUACACUAACAAAGAAGACGAAGAUGAGGAGUUAUCCAAAGAAGAUUUGGAUUUACUGAAACUUCUACGAAACGACUCAUUCCAGGAAGCUUUGUGCAUCACCGAACGAUUACUGGCUAAUAACAAUUUUAACGCGGAACAAAAACGUUUUAGGGGAUUGUCUGAUCCGGAUCCUCAUCGAAAGGACAUCGAGUACAAAUACGGUUUAAAGUUACUGUGGACAUUCGCCAACAAAGAAACUAGCGGCAAAUGCGUUUCGGCGUUAACUUGGAACGAAGACAACCCCGAUAUACUGGCGGUGGGUUACGGCAAAUUUUACUAUGAGGAUCGGGCGAAUGGAAUGGUGCUCUUGUGGAACAUCAAGAAUCCGGUGCAGCCGGAAAGGAAUUACAAAUUUGAACAUCCAGUUACCGCUUUGCAUUUUUCGAAGAAGAACCCAAAUUUAUUGGGGAUCGGUUUCUACGACGGUGCAGUGAAAAUCUUGGACGUCAGUUGUAGGAAUAUUCGCAUAAUUGGACGUAGUGGCAAAGAUUCGCCGAUUUUUUCACCAGUCUGGCAAGUGAUUUGGUACCAAGGUAGUGAUUACUUCAGAGGUACCGAACAGAUCAUCACCUCGAGUCAGGAUGGACGGAUCAGUUUCUAUCGAACCCAAGAUAACAAUGAUUUAAUAUACGAAGAAAUUAUGCGAGUUUCUCGGCCUGAAGGUAAACUAAAAGGCAUUGAAACUUUGAAACGGUGUCACGUUUCUGGUAUCCCUGUCAAAAGGCACGCGGCAGCACUGGUCUUUCGCCAACAUCCAGCCAAUGGAAGUAUUUACUACAUCGGCACAAACGAGGGAACAAUUCACAAAUGCUCGAGGAACCAUUACCAUCAGCACCUGGACUUAUUUCUGGCUCACGAAGGACCAAUGUAUGAACUGAAAUUUUCUCCGUUUUGCAACAAAUUGUUCAUGACGUGCGGUGAUGAUUGGCAUGUGAGAAUUUGGGCUGACGGUAUAUCUGAGCCCCUGUUCGAACUUAAUAAGGACUUCCAGUCGAUACAAAGCGCCGAUUGGAGCCCAACUCAUUCGACGAUCAUUGCAAAUGUGUGUGGAAGCAACAUUUACAUUUGGGACAUCCAACGUAAAAUAUAUCAUCCGCAAUCAAUUACUCCAUCGCCUACGCGAUGCAGGAAUACGGUGAUUAAGUUUACUAAAAGUGGUCGAUGUAUCUCAGUCGGAGAUAUUGAAGGCAACGUGCAUAUUUUUUCUUUAGAAGAUAUGCCCUUUCCGGCAUAUUUUGAGGAUGAUUUGCUCUACAACUCUAUUCUUCGCUGUCUUAUUACCAGACCUGAUUUAAUAAAGAAAAUACAAAAAUCUGGAAAAUUAAAGUUCAACAAAUCGGACUUUGAAAAACACUUCUAA